AUGAAUUUUCAACAGAGGCUGCAAAGCCUGUGGAGUUUAGCCAGCAGACCCUUCUGCCCUCCUUUGCUGGUGACGGUCUCCCAAAUGCAGAUGGCUGUGCUCCCUUGCCUGGGUCUUAUCCUGCUUCUCUGGAGCCAGGUGCCGGGGGCCCAGGGCCAAGAAUUCCAAUUUGGGCCCUGCCAAGUGAAGGGGGUUGUUCCCCAGAAACUGUGGGAAGCCUUCUGGGCUGUGAAAGCCACUGUGCAAGCUCAGGAUAACAUCAGGAGUGUCCGGCUGCUGCACCAGGAGGUUCUGCAGAAUGUCUCGGAUGCUGAGAGCUGUUACCUUGUCCACACCCUGCUGGAGUUCUACUUGAAAACUGUUUUCAAAAACUACCACAAUAGAACAUUUGAAGUCAGGACUCUGAAGUCAUUCUCUACUCUGGCCAACAACUUUGUUCUCAUCGUGUCACAACUGCAACCCAGUCAGGAAAAUGAGAUGUUUUCCAUCAGAGACAGUGCACACAGGCGGUUUCUUCUAUUCCGGAGAGCAUUCAAACAGUUGGACAUAGAAGCAGCUCUGACCAAAGCUCUUGGGGAAGUGGACAUUCUUCUGACCUGGAUGCAGCAAUUCUACAAGCUCUGAAUGUCUAGACCAGGUCCCCCCUUCCCCCACCGGUUCAUUCCCUGUGUCAUUUCAAACAGUCUCCCUUCCUAUGCUGUUCGCUGGACACUUCAUACCCUUGGCCACGGGUCCCAUUUUUGGCCCAGGAUUAUUGUCAAAGAAGUCAUUCUUUAAGCAGCCCCAGUGACAGUUAGGGAAGGUGCCUCUGGAUGCUGUGAAGAGUCUACAAAGAAGAUUUCUGUAUUUAUUACAACUCUAUUUAAUUAAUGUCAGUAUUUCAACUGAACUUCUAUUUAUUUGUGAGACUGUGAGUUACAUGAAGGCAGCAGAAUAUUGUGCCCCAUGCUUCUUUACCCCUCACAAUCCUUGCCACAGUGUGGGGCAGUGGAUGGGUGCUCAGUAAGUACUUAAUAAACUGUGGUGGUUUUUUUGGUCUGUCUUUGGAUCGUUAAAAAACAGAGAGGGGUGAUGGGAUGUAAAACUGAACUUUAGAGUGUGAAAAUCACACUGUCUUCUGAUAUCUGUAGGGACAGAGCAUUGGGGUGGGGGUAAGGUGCAUCGGUUUGAAAAGCAAAUGAUAAAAUGUGGAUUAAAGUGCCCAGCACAAAGCAGAUCCUCACUAAACAGUUCAUUUCCCACCCACACUCACCAACCUACCCCAUCAUCCCUUUCCCUUGGUGCCUCCUUUUUUUUUUUUUUUGGUCCUAGUCAUUCUUCCCUAAUGUGCCACUUGAGUGUCAAGCUGACCUUGCUGAUGGUGACAUUGCACCUGGAUGUACCGUCCAAUCUGUGAUGACAUUCCCUGCUUAUAAAAGACAACACAACUCAA
This is a messenger RNA of Piliocolobus tephrosceles (Ugandan red Colobus), 1432 nucleotides long. RefSeq names its product interleukin 24 (gene IL24). NCBI's taxonomy places the organism in Eukaryota, Metazoa, Chordata, Mammalia, Primates, Cercopithecidae. The transcript has 6 exons. The coding region runs from base 1 to 624 and encodes 207 amino acids. The record is from RefSeq and is a predicted model, not a curated record.